This is a messenger RNA of Gavialis gangeticus (Gharial), 4638 nucleotides long. RefSeq names its product macrophage mannose receptor 1-like. NCBI's taxonomy places the organism in Eukaryota, Metazoa, Chordata, Crocodylia, Gavialidae. The transcript is spliced from 32 exons. Gene Ontology annotation, molecular function: signaling receptor activity. The record is from RefSeq and is a predicted model, not a curated record. The coding region runs from base 76 to 4350 and encodes 1424 amino acids.
GCUUUCUCCUCAUCCAUCAGCCCUGUGAAACUAAGGAGGACCUGUUGCCUGCCUCAUUUCAGAAGGGUUUGAUUGAUGGCACUUAAAUAUAUUUUAUCUUUUGGUAGAAAAGGAGAGAGGAAUGAAAUAUCUGUGAUGACUCUGUUCACAUGUUUGGCUUUUCUCUCUCUCUUUGGUGGUGCUUUGCAAUUGCUGGACAAUGGGAUAUUUUUAAUUUAUAAUGAAUACCACAAGCAUUGUAUACAAGUCUAUAGUUCAAGAUCAGUAAGAACCGCCUCUUGUCAUAAGGACAAUGAAUUCCAAAAAUUCAGGUGGGUCUCUGAACAUCAGCUUAUGAGUAUAGCAUUCAGCAUGUGCUUGGGAGUGACUUCAAAGGAAGAAAAAGUUGCCAUUACUCUGUAUCCUUGUAACAAAACAAGUGAACUUCAGCUGUGGGAAUGCAGAAAUGAGGGCCUUUUCGGACUGAGAGGAGAAGAUCUAUUUUUUAACUCUGACGACAUAGAAGAAGAAAAUAUUAUGCUGUACAAUGGAUCAAACAUUAAGAGUAAGUGGAAGGUCUAUGGAACCACAGAUGAUUUAUGCUCUCGAAGCUAUGAAGAUAAAGACACUGUCAGAUUUUGGACUACAGAUCCUUCUACAGGUACCUAUUAUCAGAUAAACUCCCAAUCAGCUCUAACUUGGCACCAGGCAAGAAAAAGUUGUCAGCAACAGAAUGCGGAAUUGCUGAGUGUUACAGAGAUUCAUGAACAAACGUAUCUGAGAGGAUUAACUGAAGGGAUUAAUUCUUCACUAUGGACUGGACUUAACAGAUUGGAUUUAAAGAGUGGAUGGCAGUGGACUGGUGGCAAUCCUUUCAGAUACUUAAACUGGGCACCAGGAAACCCUUCCUCAGAUGCUGGGAAAAUCUGCGCAGCUUUAAAUCCUGGAACGAAUUUUAAAUGGGAAAACCGGGAUUGUGGAGAGAAAAUUGGCUAUAUUUGCAAAUGGGGAGAUACCCAUUUAGCUAAUAUCACUAUUCCCUCAGGUGACUUUGAGUCUGUUCAUUGCCCAGAUGGAUGGAGGUCAUAUGCUGGUCACUGUUACAUGAUAUACAGGGAGCCCAAAGUGUGGGAAGAAGCUUUGACUUCCUGUAGAAAGAAUGAUGGCGAUCUUGUCAGUAUUCAUAACGUAGAAGAGCACAGCUUCAUAGUGUCUCAGCUUGGGUAUAAGCCAACAGAGGAGUUAUGGAUUGGACUAAAUGACAAUAAGGUUCAAAUGUAUUUUGAAUGGAGUGAUGGGACUCCUGUGACAUACACCAAAUGGCUACAUGGAGAACCAACCCAUGAAAAUGGCAGGCAGGAAGACUGUGGAAUUAUGAAGGGCCAGGAUGGUUAUUGGGCAGAUCAUGUUUGUAAAAAGAAAACUGGUUAUGUUUGUAAAAGAAAACCUUUGGUACAAGUGCCUAAAGAAAAGGAAAGUGCUGAUGCAGGCUGCCAGAGAGGAUGGAAAAGAUAUGGAACAUUUUGCUAUUCAGUUGGAAAUAUAUCUGAAACAUUUUUAGAAGCAAAUAAAGCAUGUCAAAGGAACAAUGGUUACAUAGCAACAGUUGAAAAUCGGUAUGAACAAGCCUUUCUGAUUAGUCUGGUUGGGCUGACAUCAGAAAAAUAUUUCUGGAUUGGUCUUUUUGAUGCAGAAGAACAAGGAAUAUUCAAGUGGGCCAAUGGUGAAGAGGUUCUGUUCACUCACUGGAAUUCAGGAAUGCCUGGCGGGGAGUCAGGAUGUGCUGCAAUGAGAACUGGACCUGCAGCUGGAUUAUGGGAUGUUCUUCCUUGUGAGAUGGUGGAAAAAUUUAUUUGUAAACAACGGGCUGCAGAUGCCACAUAUCCUCCUGUUCAAACAACAACUCCUGCCCCAGUGUGUCCUGAGGGUUGGGUCUCAACUGUCCAUAGUAAUUCAUGCUUCAAAGUUUUUCUCAGAGACUAUGAACAACAAAAAAUGUGGCUUAAAGCUCGGGAUUUUUGUAGAGAAAUGGGUGGAGACCUGGCCAGCAUUCACAGUAAAGAGGAAUAUAUUGUCAUACAGAGUUCAUUAAGGGAUAUUAAUACUUUUGAAAAUACUUUUUUAUGGAUCGGUAUAUUUUUCUUGGAAGGACUUGCCUGGAGUGAUGGCUCUCCUGUUACCUACACAGGCUGGUUUGAAUCAUCAAGUGUUCAGGAUGAAAGCAAAUACUGUGGAACUAUUAAUGAACAACACAAUAAAUGGCAUAAGGUAGACUGUAGACGGUAUGAAAACUGGAUUUGUCAAAUAAAAAAAGGACCAUUCAAACCAGAACCCACUGACAAGCCUGCAUAUAAAACCAUUGAAGAUGCAUGGAUUAUACAUGAAGACAAGCAGUAUUUUAUAAGCAAUGAUUAUAGCUCUAUGGAAAAAUCCCGGGAGUUUUGCAAGAAGAAUUUUGCGGAUCUUGCUGUCAUUGAAAGUGAAAGUGAAAGGGAAUUUCUAUGGAAAAAUAGUGAUCAGCAUGAACCAAGGUGGUAUUACAUUGGUUUAACAGUGAGCCUUGAUAAAAGGUUUAGCUGGAUAGAUGGUUCCCUAGUGAACUAUGUAGCUUGGGCCCCAGAUGAACCUAACUUUCAAAAUAAUGAUGAAAACUGUGUGGUCAUGGACUCAUACAGAGGUUUUUGGAGUGAUGUAAAUUGUGGCGCACUCAAUUUUUUUAUCUGUGAAAGGCACAAUAGUUCCAUUAAAUCAACAUAUACACCUUUAUUUAAACCUGGAGGAUGUCCAGAAACUUGGCUUUUGUUUAAUAAUAAGUGUUUCAGAAUAUUUGGUUCCAAUAAAACAGAGAAGCUGACAUGGCAUGAUGCACGAACAGCUUGUGUGACACUUGGGGGAAACUUGGCUACCAUUCCAAACAAACAACUACAAGCCUUCCUCUUCUACCACGUAAAGGAAGUUAUGACUGAUGUCUGGAUUGGGUUGCAUGAUAUACAUCUAGAGAUGGCAUUUCUUUGGACAGAUGGAAGUAGUAUCUCUUAUGCCAACUGGGCCUUUGGUGCACCCUCAAACAACAACUUUUAUAAUGAGCAUGACAACGAGAAAAAUUGUGUCAUAAUGGCACUGGGAAAUGGAAAAUGGAGAGAUAAAGACUGCGCAGAAGCCAAAGGCUAUAUAUGUCAAAUUAAUUCAGAUCCUAAAUUACUUCUUUCCUCAACAACAGUUCCAGCCUCUGAUUUUACCCAUUUUGGUGGCAGUAGUUAUUCAAUAAUCCAGUCCAAGAUGACAUGGGAAGAGGCAAGAAAAAACUGCAAGAAUAAAUCUUCAGAACUUGCUAGCAUUUUAGAUGCUUAUAGUCAGUCAUUCCUAUGGCUACAGAUACUCAAGUAUGGAGAACCUGUAUGGAUUGGUCUUAACAGUGAGGUGAUGUCCACAUAUUACCAAUGGACUGAUAACUGGUUAAUCAAGUAUUCUCAAUGGGCAAUGGGAGAGCCAAAGACUAAAAGAGCCUGUGUCUAUGUAGACAUAAAUGGGUACUGGAAGACAGCAUCCUGUAAUAAAAACUUCUCUUCAGUUUGCAAACGGUCAGAUGUUGUGGCCCCUUCUGGUUUUGAGGAAUCAGCUGAGCACUGCCCUGAAUCAGAAAGCCUCAGAUCUUGGAUUCCAUACCGUGGUCAUUGCUAUUACAUUGAAACAUCAGCUGAAAGAAACUGGACCCAAGCCUCUCUGGAAUGUAUUAAAUUAGGUGCUACUUUGGCUUCAGUAGAAGAUUUGGCUGAGUCUGAUUUUCUGACACACAGAAUACUGACAUCUCAAAAACUACAGGCCAGCUAUUGGUUUCAAUACUAUGAAAAUAUAUAUGAUGGUUCUUACAGUUUGGUACACAGUUCAAGAUGGUUCGAUUUCUGGACAUAUUUACUAUGGAGUCACACAAAAAUGAAAGGUUUUUGGUUAGGAAUAUACAGAAAUAUGGAUGGCCAAUGGUUAUGGCUAGAUAACACUGCAGUGGAUUUUGUCAACUGGAAUGCAGAACAGCCCAAUGAGGGAGGUCACUGUGUUGAGAUUUCUGGAUUAUAUGGAUUUUGGAAUAAACUUGAGUGUUCUUAUGAACAAGGAUAUGUUUGUGAAAAAUCAAACAUGAUUGAAAUUGAAAAAACUGUGAAGAUAUCAAGGGAAAGAGAAGAGAAGAAGGAUGAAGAGUGUUCUGCAUCUGGCAGCCUUGCAAUCUGGAUACUGGGAGUGCUGACCAUUCUUAGUUUAGCUGGAGCUGGCCUCAUGGCCUCUUUCUUAUACAAGAAAAAAAUGAGAAAUCAAGAGGAAAAAAGUGGUGAAGGCAAUGAGAUACAACUGAAUAGCACUGAUACUGCUGCUUAAGGAAGUAGUGAUAUAAAGGAUUCUGUAGGCAGUAUCAGGCAAAAUGUACACACUGUCCUCUAGUUUAAUAAAACUAAGGAUGUGCCAGAUUUGGUAAUUUAACUUAGUGGAAUGAAUUGAAUCUCUAACCAAAGACAAAUUCUCUUGUAGCAGUAAUUGCUUAUUUUGUGUUGUAUGCAUUUUUAAGCAAGUAGAAACAUUCAUUACUAUUAUACUGUUCUAGCAUUCAGACUCUUCCCAUAAAUGGAACAAGUGAGCAUGGAUAAUUAUCAGAAUAAAUGUCAAUAA